Molecule: messenger RNA, 1568 nt
Organism: Daphnia pulex (common water flea)
Lineage: Eukaryota; Metazoa; Arthropoda; Branchiopoda; Diplostraca; Daphniidae
Product: serine protease easter-like
Exons: 5
Coding region: 47-1474 (475 amino acids)
Biological process (GO): proteolysis
Molecular function (GO): serine-type endopeptidase activity
Source: RefSeq, a predicted model, not a curated record
GGGUAGUUGUUUGUCACCACUCGAAUGACACGGUCGAAAGUCAACGAUGCGUCUUCUAGACUUCCCUUUUUGGUUAAUUUUUAUUGCCCGUGUUAGUCACCAAGCAAUCCCAUCUUAUUACGGAUCCUGGUCCUCCCAAUGGAGUGUUCGGGGUGAACGUUGUGACGUUCACUUUGGCGUUCAGUCCGACAUUCCAAUAUUAGCUCUAGAAUCAUUUUUCGACCUGAACCACAGCACAGUUCUGAGUCCACAAGGUCUUCUAAGUGGCCACUGCGACGAACUACCUCAAUGUCCAGCGUGGAAAACUAUUGAACGGAAUCCUUCACGAUGGACGCAGCCUAUACUGCGUAAACUACGGUGCGGAAAAUCCAAAAAUCGAAUCAUGUUGUACUGCUGCCCGGAAGUUAAAAUGGCUGAUGACACGACACGCAUAGUUUUCCCAGACGAAUUACCACCUGAGGAGAAUACAGAAAACUUAGCAAUUCCGUACAAUCAGCACCCAAAUCGUCAUCUCCUCCCCGGCUUGAAUCGGAGCGACUGUUUGUCUCAACCGUUGGAAAUGCCGUCCACGCGAAUCAUGGGCGGAAAGAAGGCCCAUCUUGGACAAUAUCCUAUGGUUGUCCGGCUGGCCUACAAACCCAUUGACCGAGAACAAGAAAGAAAAGAAGACUUGAACCAGUCUCGGGACCUUGAUGACGACGGUUUCUCCCAGCAAAUUGAUUUCCGGUGCGGAGGCGUCCUCCUGAACGACCGCUACGUACUGACAGCUGCUCACUGCCUGCGGGAUACCACCCAUCGAAUAUACAUGGUACGAUUGGGAGAGCUCGAUGAACGUUCCAAUCCGGACUGCGAACCGACCUUUGCAGAACAUGUUAUGUCGUGUGCGGAUAAAGUUCUCGACAUCCCCGUCAUCGAAUCCAUCGUUCACGAGAAAUUUGAUGUUCCGUAUCGCCAGAACGACAUUGCCCUUUUAAGGCUAAACACAUCGAUCAAGCCGACUGAUUGGAUACGACCAAUUUGCUUGCCGUUUGAUUGGCGGCCGUUACGUCACUCACCGAUCUCCGCGGACGAUCCAGUUCUGGUUGGAUGGGGUCGCGAUGAUUCAUUUCAGUCUUCUGAAACGUUGCAACAAGUACGUCUGAACUGGUACAACACGUCCGAGUGCCGUUCAGUCUACGGCAACGCCUAUCCCAAAUCCAUCUCCAUCUGCGAGUCAUCCCAAUUUUGUUUGGGCGGCGGUGAAGAAAGUGGACGCCGUGCUGAUGCGUGUCAGGGUGACUCUGGCGGACCGGUUUUGUUGACUGACACGUCGUCGGUCAGCAACAGACUUGCUGGGGGCAACCAUCAAAGAGAGAAAGUCUAUGCGGUCGGUAUCAUUUCCUUCGGUCCGUGGAUGUGCGGCAAUUCAUAUCCGUCGGUCUAUACUUCGAUUCCCGCAUAUCUCAACUGGAUUUUGGAUAACAUCGCUCCAUGAAAUCCUCGUAUAAAUUACCCAAUCUCAAUUAUUAUCUCACAUUACCCAUUUCAGUUGUUAUGUAACAGUGCUGGAAUAACCAAAUGUAAGUCAA